CCAAAACCCCUAUAUAAACCCCAGCUUCGCCCCCUGAAUCUCCCACACACACUGAUCACCGACACAAACCCAAAGCUAAGCUUCGAGCUCCCCCAUUGAUCAGUGAGCUAGCUAGUAGCUGGUUGGUUAAAAGGCCUUUUUGUUUUGUUUGAGUUGGAGCAGAGGAGAAGAAUGGCGGCUCUGCUUGUGGUCGUGUUGGUUGCCAUGUCGGCCAUGGUGGCGACGGCCAACUUUAACCAGGAGUUCGACAUCACCUGGGGCGAUGGCCGUGGCAAGAUCCUCGAGGAUGGCCAGCUGCUGACGCUCACGCUGGACAGGACGUCCGGCUCAGGGUUCCAGUCCAAGCACGAGUACCUCUACGGCAAGAUCGACAUGCAGCUCAAGCUCGUCCCCGGCAACUCCGCCGGCACCGUCACCGCCUACUACUUGUCGUCGCAGGGGCCGACGCAUGAUGAGAUCGACUUCGAGUUCCUGGGGAAUGUGACCGGGGAGCCGUACACGCUGCACACCAACGUGUUCACGCAGGGGCAGGGCCAGCGCGAGAUGCAGUUCCGCCUCUGGUACGACCCCACCAAGGACUUCCACACCUACUCCAUCCUCUGGAACCCCAAGCACAUCAUAUUCAUGGUGGACGACAUGCCGAUCAGGGACUUCAGGAACCUGGAGGGGAAGGGGAUCGCGUUCCCGAAGAACCAGCCGAUGAGGCUCUACUCCAGCCUGUGGAACGCCGACGACUGGGCGACGCAGGGUGGACGCGUCAAGACGGACUGGACGCACGCGCCCUUCUCGGCCUCCUACCGCGGCUUCCGCGCCGACGCCUGCGUCGUCGCCGCCGGUGGCCGCACGCGCUGCGGCGCCACCGUCGGCACCGACGCCGCACCCGGCACCGGCGCCGCCGCCGCCGCCGGUGGAUGGUACAACCAGGAGCUCGACCUCACGCGGCAGCAGCGGAUGCGGUGGGUGCAGAGCAAGUACAUGAUCUACAACUACUGCACCGAUCCCAAGCGCUUCCCCCAGGGCGUCCCCGCCGAGUGCUCCAUGUGAUAGUAAGAAUAUCCCAUCGUCGUCGUCGUCGUCGUCGUCGAUCGCCGGCGGAGCAAGAUGGCCGGAGAUGAGGAAGGUGACUGGCUGGCGUCUGUAAAAAUAAAUAAAGAUUGGCACUGGGGGUGGUAAAAAAAAAGUGUAAUGUAGCUGUGGUGGGUAAAAUUCUUUUUUGUUCUCUGUUUCGUAGUAAGCCACUGCACGCCCUGUUCGUGUGUAACUGAUCGUGUCCAUGCAACAAUUCAUGUGUAA
Molecule: messenger RNA, 1293 nt
Organism: Oryza sativa Japonica Group (Japanese rice)
Lineage: Eukaryota; Viridiplantae; Streptophyta; Magnoliopsida; Poales; Poaceae
Product: probable xyloglucan endotransglucosylase/hydrolase protein 25
Biological process (GO): xyloglucan metabolic process; cell wall biogenesis
Cellular component (GO): cell wall; apoplast
Molecular function (GO): xyloglucan:xyloglucosyl transferase activity; hydrolase activity, hydrolyzing O-glycosyl compounds
Source: RefSeq, a predicted model, not a curated record